Messenger RNA from Phacochoerus africanus (Common warthog), 1051 nucleotides. Its product is annotated as olfactory receptor 10G2. Gene Ontology annotation, molecular function: olfactory receptor activity; G protein-coupled receptor activity. The transcript has a single exon. NCBI's taxonomy places the organism in Eukaryota, Metazoa, Chordata, Mammalia, Artiodactyla, Suidae. The coding region runs from base 95 to 1051 and encodes 318 amino acids. Gene Ontology annotation, biological process: G protein-coupled receptor signaling pathway. The record is from RefSeq and is a predicted model, not a curated record. Gene Ontology annotation, cellular component: membrane.
CAUUAAAUAUGAGGCAAAAGCAUUCUCUCACCAUCUCCCUGUGUUGUUAUUUCCCUUGUUUGACUUUAGGCAUCUUAGCAGACUACAGAGAGACAUGGGAAAGACCAGAAACACAUCCCUGGACACUGUGGUGACAGAUUUCAUUCUCCUGGGCUUAUCUCACCCCCCAAGUCUCAGGACCCUCCUCUUCCUGGUCUUCUUCACCAUCUACAUCCUGACUCAGCUGGGGAAUCUGCUCAUUUUGCUCACCGUGCGGGCUGACCCAAAGCUCCAUGCUCGCCCCAUGUACAUGCUUCUGGGCGUCCUCUCAUUCCUGGACAUGUGGCUCUCCUCCGUCAUCGUUCCCCGGUUAAUUUUGAAUUUUACACCUGCCAGCAAGGCUAUCCCAUUUGGUGGCUGUGUGGCUCAGCUGUAUUUCUUUCAUUUCCUGGGCAGCACUCAGUGCUUCCUCUACACCUUGAUGGCCUAUGACAGGUACCUGGCCAUAUGCCAGCCCCUGCGCUACCCCAUGCUCAUGAAUGGGAGGUUAUGCACAUUCCUUGUGGCAGGAGCAUGGGUGGCCGGCUCCAUCCAUGGGUCUAUCCAGGCCACCCUGACCUUCCGACUGCCCUACUGUGGGCCCAACCAGGUGGAUUACUUUAUCUGUGACAUCCCUGCAGUAUUGAGACUGGCCUGUGCAGACACCACUGUCAAUGAGCUUGUGACCUUUGUGGACAUUGGGGUUGUGGCGGCCAGUUGCUUCCUGUUAAUUCUGCUCUCCUAUGCCAACAUAGUCCAUGCCAUCCUGCGGAUUCGCACUGCUGAUGGGCGGCGCCGGGCCUUCUCCACCUGUGGCUCCCACCUAACCGUGGUCACAGUCUACUAUGUCCCCUGUAUUUUCAUCUAUCUUCGGACAGGCUCCAAGAGUCCCCUGGAUGGGGCAGUGGCUGUGUUUUACACCGUUGUCACUCCGUUACUGAACCCCCUCAUCUAUACACUGAGGAACCAGGAAGUGAAGUCUGCUCUUGGGAGAAUAGCAGCAGGUAGAGGGGCUGGGGGUGAAAAUAAGUAG